UGGAAUUACACUGAAUUUGUUGUUGUUGUUCAUGCUUCAUCUAUUUUGAGCUGAGGGCUAUCGAAAAUAACCUCUAGACUUUUUUAGGAUAGGAUAAGAUCUGCAUAUGCUCUAUCCUCCCUCAAAUCCUACUCAUGGAAUUACAGUGAAUAUGUUGUUGUUCAUGCUUGUUGCUACUGUGUCUUUUUUUCAUCUGAUUUGAGCUGAGGGUCUAUCAGAAAUAACUUUUUUACUUUUUUAAGAUAGGGUUAAGGUCUGCGUAUGCUCUGUCCUCUCCGGAUCCUACUAGUAGAAUUACACUGGAUAUGUUGUUUUUGUUGUUCAUGCUUGUUGGUACUGUUUCUUUUUUUCAUCUGUUUUAACUUGAGGGUCUAUUGGAAACAACCUCUGUACUUUUUUAAGAUAGGGGUAAGGUCUGCGUAUGCUCUAUCAUCUUCAGACCCUAUCCCUAGAAUUACACUGGAUUUGUUGUUGUUGUUCAUGUUUCAUCUGUUUUGAGCUGAGGAUCUAUCGAAAACAACCUCUCUAUUUUUUUAAGGCAGGGGUAAGGUCUAUGUAUGCUCUGUCCUCCUCCAGACCCUACUCGUGGAAUUACGCUGGAUUUGUUGUUGUUGUUCAUGCUUGUUGCUACUGUGCCUUUUUUUUAUCUAUUUUGAGCUGAGGGUCUAUCGGAAACAACCUCUCUACUUUUUUAAUGUAGGGGUAAGAUCUGCGUAUGCUCUAUCAUCCUCAGACCCUAUUCGUAGAAUUACACUUAAUUUGUUGUUGUUGUUCAUGCUUAUUGCUGCUGUGUCUUUCUUUAUCUGUUUUGAGCUGAGGGUCUAUCGGAAACAACCUCUCUAUUUUUUUAAGGUAGGGGUAAACCCUACUCGUGGAAUUGUGCUGGAUUUGUUGUUGUUGUCACCUUUUUCAAGAUUUUCAAAUUUUAAGUUAUAUCAAGAACAUAGUAUAUAGUAUUAGCAGCUUGUUUUAGUAGAUUCUUGAAUUUGUAGUUUUUUGGUGUUGUUGUUCAUGCUUGUUGCUACUGUGUCUUUUAUUCAUCUGUUUUGAGUCGAGGGUCUAUCGGAAACAUCAUGUCUACCUUCUCAAGGUAGGGUAGGGUAGGGGUAAUGUUUGCAUAUGUUAGCGUACGCUCUAUCCCUCCCCAGACUCCACUUGUGUUAUUACACUGAGUUUGCUGUUGUUGCUUUCAUUUCUUGUUUAUGGGUGGAGCUAGGGGCGCAAGGGGUUCAUUUGAAUCCACGUCGUUGAAAACUUAAUAGUGUAUAUAUACAUGUUAAAAUUACUUUUCCUUUAUUUUUUAGUUACUGUCUUUCUGUCCUGAGCCGGGGGUCUAUCGGAAACAGCCUCUCUACUUUUUCAGAGGUAGUGGUAUGGACUGCAUGCAUUUUACCCUCUCCAAAUCGCCGCACUAUGUGGGAAUACACUGGAUCGAGAGGGCCUCCACGAUUACUGAAGAAACAAAACAUGCUAAACAUUGGAGGAAACCGAACUUAUCUUUGGAUAUACCAUCAAGAACGUUGGACGCCUCUCCUACUGAGUUAGUUCAGAUUAAAAGGCCAUUCACGCCUACACCAAAGAGGGUGAAUUUCCUUUUGACACCUAGUACUUCUGAUUCACGAGUAGCUACUUCAUCGCCUGGUCCCUCCCCAUGUCGUGGCAAAUCAACCAUUAGGAAUCUUUUUCCUAAACUGAGCUUGAAAUCGCGUAUGAGUUCUGAUACAGAGAAGAUACCCACGCCAGAUUCAGUUCCGGCUGCAGUUGUGCCACAACAAGAGAAGGUAUCCAUUUCAAGGUCAUGGUCACUUAGUAAAAUGUUUACGCCUCGCAUUAAGAGGACCUCGUCUUUGCCCGUUACACCAAUUGCACAUUCGAAUCCAGAGUCUAUUAGUGGAAGCAUCAGCAACUCUCAAACACUCGGUACGAAGGAAGCACACGUGUGCAUUUCGCGAUCAAUGUCUCUACCAGUCAUUAACAAAGAAAAAGACGGAAGCAAUAGGAGGGUGGAAUUUUUCUUUCGAGUUAUACCUUCAACGCCUCAAGUGAAGGAUGUGGAUUCAUCAGUUACAGCUAUGAGUCCAGCGAAAGUACCCGAGGAUAACGAGCAGGAUGGUGAAGAUAUACCAGAAGAAGAAGCUGUCUGUCGAAUUUGCCUAGUCGAGUUAUGUGAAGGCGGAGAGACACUCAAGAUGGAAUGCAGCUGCAAAGGCGAACUUGCGUUGGCUCAUCAAGAAUGUGCUUUGAAAUGGUUUAGUAUCAAAGGUAACAAGACGUGCGAUGUGUGCAAGCAAGAAGUCAAGAAUCUCCCCGUCACACUCUUGCGUAUGCAAAGUGUUCGAAAUGCAAAUGCAGGAUCCAAUAGAUUUCGGCAUCUGGAAAUAAAUGGAUACAGGGUUUGGCAGGAAGUACCGAUUCUUGUCAUUGUCAGCAUGCUUGCCUACUUUUGUUUUCUUGAGCAGUUGCUGGUUGGGAAAAUGGGCACCGGUGCAAUCGCUAUUUCACUUCCCUUUUCUUGUGUACUAGGCUUGCUUGCGUCAAUGACAUCUUCAACCAUGGUUAAGCGAAGAUUUGUCUGGGUAUAUGCAUCGGUUCAAUUCGCUCUAGUUGUACUAUUUGCACAUAUCUUCUACUCGUUGGUUCGCGUGCAAGCAGUUCUUUCGAUUCUGCUAUCAACAUUUGCUGGCUUUGGAGUUGCAAUGAGUGGAAGUUCAUUACUCGUCGAGUUCUUCAGAUGGAAAAGGCGACGAGCAGCCUUGUUAGAGCAACAGCAAAACUCACUGAUGGUUUUGCCUCCAGGAGGGUGGCCACAGAUGAUGAUGAACCAACCUGCUACAACGUCUCGUGUAGGUCCUCAAAAUCAUCAGCGCGAUAUAGAAAAUCAAGAGACGUUUAGUUGGAGCUAGACUGUGUCUUAUGUUACUAUUUAUAGCCAAAAAAGAGUUGAGUGAGAUUGAUGUUUUGUACAUUUUAGAUACUUAUCGCGGCCGUUGUUGGUCCCGCCUUUCCUCGGAUUCCGUGCAUAGCGGGAGCUUAGUGCACUGCGCUGCAGUUUUUUUGUGUUCUACUACAGGAAAAAACAGAUAUAGUUGUUGUUGUUGUAUUGUUGAAAGAAUAUGUAAAAAGUGAAAUGCAUACAAGCAGAAAGAGAGUGUAGUCCAAACUAUUUAUGUUUUCAAA
Capsicum annuum is the source of this 3177-nucleotide messenger RNA. RefSeq lists its product as uncharacterized. Bases 1374 to 2903 code for a protein of 509 amino acids. The record is from RefSeq and is a predicted model, not a curated record. The transcript has 8 exons. Gene Ontology annotation, molecular function: zinc ion binding. NCBI's taxonomy places the organism in Eukaryota, Viridiplantae, Streptophyta, Magnoliopsida, Solanales, Solanaceae.